This is a messenger RNA of Petromyzon marinus (sea lamprey), 1074 nucleotides long. NCBI's taxonomy places the organism in Eukaryota, Metazoa, Chordata, Hyperoartia, Petromyzontiformes, Petromyzontidae. The record is from RefSeq and is a predicted model, not a curated record.
GUCCCCCCCCCUCCCCCCUCCGCCCCCCCAAGGAUACGUGAAUGACAACAUUGUGUGCCACUUCUGGGCAAGCAUGCUGAGCGGCCUUGUCACCACGGCUGCCUCCAUGCCGGUCGACAUUGUCAAGACCAGGGUACAGAACAUGCGCAUGAUCGACGGCAAACCCGAGUACAAGAACGGCCUGGACGUGCUGUUGAAGGUGGUUCGCAAGGAGGGCUUCUUCAGCCUGUGGAAGGGCUUCACGCCAUACUACGCCCGGCUGGGUCCCCACACGGUGCUCACCUUCAUCUUCCUGGAGCAGAUGAACAAGUUCUACAAGCUCUACUUCCUCUCUUAGAGGGGGCAGCGGGGAGGCGCUCCCCCGCCACCAGCAACGCGCGCACAACCACCAACGAGGAGGUGGGAAGACAAACGCCCCCAACGCUGUCCCUCGUCCCGCGCAGCAGUAACGCAGCAGGACAGAGCCAGCAGCAACGACGCAACUCGACAGCGCAACUUGACAGCGCAACUCGACAUCACAACUAGACAUCGCAACUCGACAUCGCAACUUGACAGCGCAACUUGACAUCGCAACUCGACGUCGCAACUCGACAUCGCAACUCGACAGCGCAACUCGACAGCGCAACUCGACAGCGCAACUCGACAGCGCAACUCGACAUCGCAACUUGACAACGCAGCAACAACAGCGCAACUCGACGUCGCAACUCGACAUCGCAACUCGACGUCGCAACUUGACAUCGCAACUUGACAUCGCAACUUGACGUCGCAACUUGACAUCGCAACUUGACAGCGCAACUCGACAUCGCAACUUGACAUCGCAACUCGACAUCGCAACUCGACAUCGCAACUCGACAACACAGCAACAACAGCGCAACUCGACAACGCAACUCGACAGCGCAACUCGACAGCACAACUCGACGUCGCAACUCGACAGCACAGCAACGACAUCGCAACUCGACAGCGCAACUCGACAGCACAGCAACGACAACGCAGCUCGACUCGAGCUGUUCGCACACCAGCGGCGGCGUCAGCCUGUCGGGUUGGAAUCGGCAAUGACGACGACGAUGACGACGA